AGAGAUGAGGUGUCACUACGUUGCCCAGGUUGGUCUUGAACUUCUGGCCUCAACUGACCCUCCCACGUCGGCCUCCCACGGUGCUGGUUGAAGGGUGAGCCCAGGGUGGCCACAGCACAUUUUCAUCAUUGUCUGCAGCUUGCAGUCUGCUGGUUCAGGGCUCAGCCGGGCACGUGGGCCCCUCCUUGGCUCCUCCAGCUCAGGCCUCCCCUCGAGCUCUGGGCCCUGGGUAUUCUGGGCUCCUUCCUUGGUUUCCUUUGGCCUUUGGCCAGGAAAGUGGUGGGUGUCCGAGGGAGCCUGGGCCACUUCACAGCACCGCAGCCGACCUGCGGCUCCUUCAGGGCAAAGCUGCAUGGACACAAAGAGAACGCCCCUCCGAGCUGGCCUCUCCCUUUACCUGUCAGUUCCCUCCCAAGCCGGCUGCCUUCUGUCCCCUCCCCAGAGCCUUGGGUAACUGGUUUGCUACAGUGUGUCUGGAAUUUUUCAGUUCUCUGUGGAAGGGAGUUUUUUAAAGGUCCUUAAUCCCCUCUUGACAUUUGUAAGUUGACGCUUACACCCGGUAGCCUUGCUGAAUUCUGUGUGCGCGAAGGUCAGUUUCCACCGCGAGUCACAAUAGAAAACCCACUCCGUGAAAAAAGACCCGAGAGGACCGCUGCCCACACCUCCGUUCAGCAAACAAACCUUUGCAGGUGUUCAUAGCAGAGGCAGAUUCCACGCUGGGAAUAAGAGCUCACGACAUUCUGGGAGGGGUUUCAGGGGCAGGGAGGGGGCCUCUGUGGCCCCAGGUCAGGAGCAGCUCUUCCCUCAGCAGCCAGCAGCCAGUGCAGACUUGUGGUGAAGACAGCUCCCACUUUGCCAGGCCAGCAAGCACCGGGGGCAGCUCCGAUCCAGGCGACCCCGCGGGAAGGGGUGUGCGUGUGCCUGGAGCUGGCCCCCGUCCUGCCUCCCUGACCCGUGCGCUCGUGCUCCCACAGACCUGAGACAGAUGGCUCAUAGCCUUGCGAGGCCCACACCGAACUGGGGUCAGGCUUGUGGCUCCCGGGAGUCCUGUGUGGGCUUUGUGGCCGCCAUCCAGAGCCUGCUGACCUGCAACUGGGGGAGCGGGCACACUGAUCCCUGGGUUUCACCACCCGAGAAUCAGAGAGUGGGAUCCCGUGAAACCUGAGCCCGGGCUCCCACCCACGCCCACCGAGGGCAGCUUUGCCUUCCUGGGCACCCCUCCUCCCCCAGGUGGCUGGGCCUGGCCCGCUGCCCGUCCAAGGCUCCUGCUCGGGGUCUCCACCCACACAUUCCUGCGGCGUGAGGCUCCACCGCUCCCUCCUGCCCCGGGCAAAGCCAUCAUUUGUUCCCUUUGACAGCCCGGGAGGCUGCCAGGCUCUCCACCCCCACUUCCCAGUUGAGGAAACGGAGGCAGAGGCCUAGGUGUGGCCAAUCACCCUGCAUGUCAGAGUUACCCUGGGCAGGACCCACUGAGACCUGGGAGGGGCCACUUGGGACCUGGAGGGCUGGGGGCUGCCUGGGCGUUAGGGGUAAAGCUGCCUACCCAGAAGGCCUCGGAGGCCUGGGGCUGGGCUCCUCCUUUCACAUCACCCUUUGGAGGACCACGUGUGGGCAUUGGUCUGAGACCUGAAAGGGGCCGUCCUGUUCCCCGUGGGCGCUGCCAGCGCCACGCACUCCUCUUUCUGCCUGGCCACUCCCGUCUGCUGUGGACGCACCGGAGAGCUGCCGGCGGACCCACGGUGCCUCCCUCCCUGGGAUCUAGACAGACCAUGGCCUUGCCAACGGCUCGACCCCGGUUGGGGUCCUGUGGGACCUCCGCCCUUGGCAGCUUCCUGUUCCUGCUCUUCAGCCUCGGAUGGGUGCAGCCCUCGAGGGCCCUGGAUGGAGAGACAAGGCAGGGAGCUGGUCUGAGCCAUGUUGAGCAGGCCCUGUGCCCCCAGGAAGCUGCGCCCCUUGAUGGAGUCCUGACCAAUGCACCUGACAUUGCCAGCCUCUCCCCACGCCAACUCCUUGACUUCACGUGUGCGGAGGUGUCUGGCCUGAGCACAGAGCUUGUCCAGGAGCUGGCUGUGGCCUUGGGACAGAAGAAUGUCAAGCUUUCAGCAGAGCAGCUGCGCUGUCUGGCUCACCGGCUCUCUGAGCCCCCCGAGGACCUGGACGCCCUCCCACUGGACCUGCUGCUAUUCCUCAACCCAGACGCAUUCUCGGGGCCCCAGGCCUGCACCCACUUCUUCUCCCGCGUCACGAAGGCCAACGUGGACCUGCUCCCACGGGGGGCUCCUGAGAGACAGCGGCUGCUGCCUGCGGCUCUGGCCUGCUGGGGUGUGCAGGGGUCUCUGCUGAGCGAGGCUGAUGUACAGGCUCUGGGAGGCCUGGCUUGCGACCUGCCUGGGCGCUUUGUGGCCGAGUCGGCAGAAGUGGUGCUACCCCGACUGGUGCGCUGCCUGGGACCCCUGGACCAGGACCAGCAGGAAGCAGCCAGGGCAGCUCUGCAGAGAGGAGGACCCCCCUACGGCCCCCCAUCAACGUGGUCUGUCUCCACCCUGGACGCUCUGCAGAGCCUGUUGCCUGUGCUGGGCCAGCCCAUCAUCCACAGCAUCCCGCAGGACAUCCUGGCCGCAUGGCGGCAACGCUCCUCUCGGGACCCAUCCUGGCGGCAGCCUGAACAGACCGUCCUCCGGCCGAGAUUCCGGCGGGACGUGGAGAGGACAACCUGUCCCCCAGAGAAGGAGGUCCGUGAGAUAGACGAGAGCCUCAUCUUCUACAAGAAGUGGGAGCUGGAAGCCUGCGUGGAUGCAGCCCUGCUGGCCGCCCAGAUGGACCGCGUGAACGCCAUCCCCUUCACCUACGAGCAGCUCGACGUCCUAAAGCAUAAACUGGAUGAGCUCUACCCACAAGGCUACCCCGAGUCUGUGGUCCGGCACCUGGGCCACCUCUUCCUCAAGAUGAGCCCUGAGGACAUCCUCAAAUGGAACGUGACGUCCCUGGAGACCCUGAAGGCUCUGCUCAAAGUCAGCAAGGGGCAUGAAAUGAGUGCUCAGGUGGCCACCCUGAUUGACCGCGUUGUGAUGGGAAGGGGCCAGCUAGACAAAGACACCGUAGACACGCUGACUGCCUUCUGCCCCGGGUGCCUGUGCUCCCUCAGCCCCGAGCGGCUGAGCUCCAUGCCCCCCAGCAUCAUCGGGGCGGUCAGGCCCCAGGACCUGGACACGUGUGGCCCGAGGCAGCUGGAUGUCCUCUAUCCCAAGGCCCGCCUUGCUUUCCAGAACAUGAGCGGGUCCGAAUACUUCGUGAAGAUCCGGUCCUUCCUGGGUGGGGCCCCCACGGAGGAUUUGAAGGCUCUCAGUCAGCAGAAUGUGAGCAUGGACUUGGCCACGUUCAUGAAGCUGCGGAGGGAAGCAGUGCUGCCGUUGACUGUGGCUGAGGUGCAGAAACUUCUGGGACCCCACGUGGAGGGCCUGAAGGUGGAGGAGCAGCACAGCCCCGUGCGGGACUGGAUCCUACAGCAGCGGCAGGACGACCUGGACACACUGGGGCUGGGGCUACAGGGCGGCAUCCCCAACGGUUACCUGAUCCUAGACCUCAGUGUGCGAGAGGCCCUCUCUGGGACGCCCUGCCUCCUAGGACCUGGACCUGUACUCACCGUCCUGGCUUUGCUCCUGGCCUCCACCCUGGCCUGAGGACCCUACUCCCUUGCUGGCCCCAGCCCUGCUGGGAUCCCCGUCUGGCCAGGAGCAGGCGUGGGUGGUCCCUGUUCCACCCCAGGAGAACUUGCGCUCAGUAAACGGGAACAUGCCCCCUGCAGACACGC
Messenger RNA from Chlorocebus sabaeus (green monkey), 3811 nucleotides. It is a transcript of the gene MSLN, whose product is annotated as mesothelin. Gene Ontology annotation, biological process: cell-matrix adhesion. Lineage: Eukaryota; Metazoa; Chordata; Mammalia; Primates; Cercopithecidae. Gene Ontology annotation, cellular component: cell surface. The record is from RefSeq and is a predicted model, not a curated record.